Messenger RNA from Pogonomyrmex barbatus (red harvester ant), 2766 nucleotides. RefSeq lists its product as uncharacterized. The record is from RefSeq and is a predicted model, not a curated record. Lineage: Eukaryota; Metazoa; Arthropoda; Insecta; Hymenoptera; Formicidae.
AAAAAAAAAAAAAAAAAAAGGAAGCGAAAGAGAGAAGAGACAACGAGUGUGUGAUAAUCGGUGUCAGUUGAUCGUAGAUUCGUGCCAAUUAAUUUGUCGGCAAUUAACCUUUCUUUUUUUUGCUCUCGCUUAUCCCGCAAACUGACUGUAGUGCGCGCGAAGAUGAAUCUAUCGGUGAGCACGGCGACUCUGUGCAUCCUGAUCGUGGCCCUGCUGUCGGAGACGACGUAUGCCAGACCGAGACAGGACUGGUUUCUGAGUCGGCAGAAGCGACUUUCCGAUCAACGACUCGCCGAGCUUGAGACACUUUUGGCGCUGGAAAACGUGAAGGGCAUCGUGGUUCCCGUAGGAUUCGGAAAAGUGAACCCAGCUGUCUUAGGCCGUAAACGAAGAUCCAUCUCGGAGGACAAUUUUCGAAAAUUGCAACAUCUCCUGCUGCUCAUUGCUCAAGACGCGGAAUCAACUGCGGACCAACCCGAUCAGAUUCGUCCCUUGCCGUGGAAGGAAGAUUCGCGGGAGGAACAAAGGGACUACCAGUUGAUUUAAUUCGGAAGCUUGUGUCGCUCGAGAACGAAGCGAACGUCAGGAAAGAGAAGCGGAAGAGAAAUAACGGGGGAGGAAGGAGCGUGCAAGAAAGAGAGAAAAAUAGAAAGGAGAAAGUAGAACAAUUUAAAAAAAAACACACGCGCGCGCGCGCGCGCGCGCACGCGCACGCGCACGCACGCACGCACGCACGCACGCACGCACGCACAUACACGCGUACAUAUUACACGUACAUUAUACACGCGUAAUAUUUAAUUGAUCUCUCAGCCGUGAUCCGUCGACAAUGCACUACUACGGACUAGCCUCCGUCCGAGCUUCCAAUUUCUUUAUAAACUUACGCCUUAAGAAGUAAGUAAUUAACUCUCGACGAGUGGCGGGGAAACGAACGUCACGCGCGUUAACGCGCAAAGGAUCUGGAUACGGCAGCAGCGGGAGAUAACGAAAGCGUACGGUAAAUUAUCGUGCAAAGUGUCGGAUAUUCUUGGAGGGAAAGAAACGGCACGAUCGCGUCCAGACUGCGUUCUUCAUUUAAGUAUUCGAGGCUUAACGAGAACAGUAUUUUACAUGUUAAUGCGUCUUAGUAUUCGUGACGGUGUGUAAUUUGCAAGGUGUAUUCUCGACUUACGCCGGCCGCUCCUCGGCGGCGGAGAUCUUCGAUCUUAUUUUGCAGACUCGACUGCAUCCGGAUCCGGAUUCCGGCUCGCAUUGGUUUUAUCGGCCUUUAUUAUCGGCGGGACGCUUAGAUUUUCUUCCAGGAAAACAGGUUGUUUCAGGAAGGAAAGCGCAAGAUCACUCUGACUCGCUUUCCUCGAUUCCGUCAACUCGGUCGGCUAUUAUGCUUACACAUUAUGCGAAACGCUUAGAUUGUAAUUUCGUGAGAAAGUGCAAAAUCAUCCUUUGCUCGAUCCUUUUCUCGAUCGCGUCACGUCUUUUCUACGCGCGAGAUCUACGCGUUCCGAUAUUCCGAUAUGCCAGUACUGAAAAUGUCGUGAACAAUAUAUUUUCUACAAUAUAUAUCAUAUACAUAUAUAUUGUAGAUUAUGUAUAUAAUGAGCUAUAUAUAUUAUCUAUAAUGACGUGAGGUGUAUAUUUUCAGUACCGGUAGUGAAUAUUGGAGAACGCAUAUUUAAUAAUCCUUAAUAAUCUCAUUCGUUGAGUCUUGAGAAGCGAGAAGAAAUUGAAUCGCUUUUCUUCAAAAAAUAUUGAACCUCACCUUCACUUUCACGUGAAUCUCAAGCGUGUCGUAUAAUUUUUACUUCGUCACUAAUGGAUCUAGAUCCAACGCGGGAUCUUACAACGUAGACAUGAACCCGAUCAAGCUGUCUUUUUAAAAUAAGUCGAGGAUAGGCGUGGUCCGUUGGCAGAAUAGUGAGUUUACGAUCGUGUUCAGAACGAAAUCAUCAAUCACGAGAAAAUCUUGCGAAUUUAUUUCGGCGUAUUUUUUUCGAAUUAAGGGAAUCAUUUUUGCAGACGAUUCGUCAGAAUUACGUCUACUUCGCAUGUUUUUUUGAGUGUGGAAGGACCAAGAUUAACGUUAAUCUUGGAUCUAAAGUUUUUACGUCGCGAUGUCGGCGACAUGUAUUGCAUUCCGGGCUCGGCCAUGUACGUUUAUAAUUCUUAUUUAAUUUCUUUUUUUUAUAUAUUACAACAUAUGAUAUGAGGAUUUACGUCGGAUUAUGUAACGGAGAACGUAUUAACGGUCUACCGAUGGAUUAUCGCAUCGAUUGCGAUACAUUGAUACCGAUGAUACAUCGAUAGCGCGAGAAUUACACGAGACUAUUUCUCGGAAGAUUGUUAAUUCGAAUUCUAGACGAAUUUAAUUUAUUCGUAAGUUUGAUUUUUGUAUAUAUUUAUUUUUAGGCACGUUAGUAUUAUUAAUCGGACUCGCUUUGUGCUUUUUUGAGUCCGCGUUCCUUACUACUUAUCGCCAUUUGUAAUGCCUACUAUUUCGUUUGUACACGUAUGUAUUUAUUUAUUUAUUCACUUAUUUAUUUAUUUAUUUAUUUAUUUAUUUACUGGAUGUGUAAGUGCGCGACUGUGCGGACUGUGUAAGGACGUGAAUCGCAAGUCGAUUACUUUUAAGCGACUCUCACUGUAUUCAAGCACCGGUAUACUUAUGUUUCUUCCUCAUCUACUAAUCACGUCGUCGGAUUACUUUCAACAGACAUGUAUACGCGAUUAUGAAUGCAAUAAAAGAAAUUAAUCGACUAUUCAUGCAAUGUA